CUGAAUUCCUCUGCCUCGCGCGGCUCGGACCGGGCGGGGCCAGGCUGGAUCCAGAAAGGCUUCCCGACCGUGGCCAGCACUCUGCCCCACCCCUUCCCUCCGCCCCCACCGUUACCACCCGGAGACGCCCCCUCGCCGCACGCAGACGGGAAAGGGGGGGCCGUCCCGCCCCCACGAAGUCAGGGGGGCCUGGUCGCCUCAGCUGCCCCCGCGCAAGGGGGCCGACUGGGUAGGAAUCGUGAGAUAUUUGUGCUGGAAGCAGCCCCCCCGCGAGCGGUGAGAGAGAGAAAGCUCCUGGGAGAAUUCGGCGUGGGUCUGUCAGCCUGUGCGGCGCGCGAACGUAGCAAAAGAUGUGUGAAGCAUUCAAAGAUCAUAAUUGCUGGAAAGUUUGUUGACUGCUAUUCCCUGAAAGUCCUGAAACUUAAACAUCAAUCUGGCAUGGCACAGGGAAGCCAGCAGUUAGAUAUGCAGGUACUCCAUGACCUCCGGCAACGUUUUCCUGAGAUUCCUGAAAGUGUGGUGUCUCAAUGCAUGCUCCAGAAUAACAACAAUCUUGAUGCUUGUUGUCGAAUUCUUGCACAAGAGAGCAACAAAUACCUAUAUAUGGAGUAUCACAGCCCAGAUGACACCCGAGUGAACAGGAAUCGUCUUCUGCAUAUUAACCUUGGCAUCAAUCCUCAUACUAACUAUGGAGGGGAUGGACUUCAACUUAAUGGUGGUCGUACACUGGUACAUAGUUCAAGUGAUGGACAUAUUGAUCCGCAGUGCACCCCGGGCAAACAGCUGAUCUGUUUAGUCCAAGAACCACAUUCUGCUCCUGCUGUUGUAGCAGCUUCUCCAAACUACAAUCCUUUUUUUAUGAAUGAUCAGAAUAGAAAUGCAGCUACUACUCCUCCACUGACACCUCAGCAAUCUUCUCCCAUACAACCUGGAAUGAAUACAUCUACUAUGCAAGGUCCUCCUCCUCCAUAUAUGCAUAUACCUCGGUACAGCACAAAUCCUAUAACUGUUACAGUUUCACAAAACCUGCCUUCUGGGCAGCCUUUACCCAGAGCUUUACAAAUUCUUCCUCAAAUUCAAAGUACUCCUUAUGGAAGUCCUGGAUCACUCUAUAUUAGGCAGACAACUCAAGGUUCUUCGGGACGACAGACUCCUACUCAAAGUACACAGUGGCAUACGUCACCACCAGGUCCAGUUUCACAUUAUAGUCCACAUCCAUUACCUGUCUAUCCACACCAACAGACCUAUCAGUCUUCUCAGUAUUCUCCCAAGCAGCCCCAGAUUCCUCAGUCUCCUUUUCGAUCACCACCUGCUUCCCAGUGUCCUUCUCCUUUUGGAUCACCUCAACAUCAGGUUCAACCCAGCCAAUUAGGACAUCAAAGUUCCCAUGUAUUUAUGCCUCCUAGUCCUUCAACUGUGUUACCCCAUCCAUAUCAACAAACACCACAGACAUAUCAAAAACCAAGUGGACACUCAGUAUCUUAUCUCCCAUAUGGUGGAUCUACUUUAUCUAAAGGCUCCAUGAACAAGAUAGAAAUUACUGUUGAACCACCACAAAGACCGGGGACUACACUUAAUAGGAGCCCUUCACCUAUAAGUAAUCAGCCAUCCCAACGGAAUCAGCACCCACUAUAUACACCUGCAACUCCUUCAAGUUCCCCUUCCAGAAGUAUAGCAGGUCAGCCUAAACCUCCUUAUAAUGUUAAUCCUGUAUAUAUAACAUAUACACAACCAGUUGGACCUUCAGGUAUCCUUACACAGUCCCCCCGUGUAAUGGUAUCUCAGCCAAAUCCAGCAGUUUUUAAAAUCACAGUAGGUCGAGCUCCUGCUGAGAAUCUUCUAAAUUUAGUGGACCAAGAAGAACAUUCUGCAGCACCAGAACCUAUUCAACCCAUUUCAGUUGUACCAGGAUCUGGAGGUGAAAGAGGAAGGCAUAAGUACCAGAGAAGUUCCAGCUCUGGAUCAGAUGACUAUGCUUAUACACAAGCUUUGCUGUUACAUCAACGUGCAAGGAUGGAGAGGUUAGCAAAGGAGCUGAACUUUGAGAACGAGGAACUUGAGAAACUUAAAGGUGACGUAAAUAAUAUGGAACAUGAUCUUAUGCAAAGGCGUCUAAGAAGAGUGAGCUGUACAACCUCAAUCCCAACUGGAACGUGGUGGCAUAGAGGCUUAAUGACGCUAGAUGUGCUGAACAAUUGCCAGCACUCCGGCAGUUCGAGUCCAGCUCCGCAGGACAUGCCCGAGGAGAUGACAAGAUUGAGAAGCAUGAAUAGGCAGCUCCAGAUAAAUGUAGACUGUACUCAGAAAGAAAUUGACCUCCUUCAGUCUAGAGGAAACUUUGACCUGAAAGCCAUGAAUAAUUUUUAUGAUAAUAUAGAGCCUGGUCCUGUUGUGCCGCCAAAGCCAUGUAAAAAAGGAGAGAGAAUGUCAUCCUUACCCCUGGGGGGAAGCUGUGAAGAGGAUGGUGGCCACAACAGAGAAGGCACAAUUCCUAGGUCCCACAAGAUGACAGCAGUUAAUGACCAUCAAAAUAGUUCCAAGCAAGUUCUGCGAUCACAGCCAAGAGAUGAGGACUUUGAAGGAGCUCCAUGGAAUUGUGACAGCUGUACUUUCUUGAAUCACCCAGCACUGAAUCGUUGUGAGCAAUGUGAAAUGCCGCGUGUUACAGGUAUGCAGACAAACUAUGAAGAAUCAGAGCUGAUCUGGCCAGAGCAAGCUGGAAAACAAGAGCUCCCUAUGUUUCCAGACUGUAAACUACUGAAAAAGGGGGAAUCAAAGAACAGAAAAGGAUAAUCUGAAAUGCUGCUUUUUUCAGGGUAAAUUAAGUCUACACAAUUGCUGUUUUGAUAUUGUGAAUUGUGAUGAGGAGGGAAAAGUACUGUACAAUCUUAUUUAUAGAGUACAAUCAGAAGUGAUUUUACAGUCCCUUUUGCUUGUACAGCACUCACCAAGUCAUGCUAACACUGGUAGUUAAAUAAUUAUACCAUAUUACACAGGAAAAAUAGUGCUGCAUGCUUUCAUUAGGUCUUUGUGUUUUAAAGCUAAAAAGUAAAAGUAUACUUUUAUAAAUUACCAGUAUGUUCCCUUAAAACUGCUUGACAGUGGAGUGGACAUAUACCAAAUGCAGAACUGUUCCAAAUUCUUUUUGGAAAACUUAAGUUCAGCCAUUAAUAGUAUAAGAAAUGUUUGCACCCUCUUUCUUAGGCCUUUCAGCUUCCACUUAUGUGAAUAAUUCAUAAUGUUUACAGCACAGAAGGUACUUUGUGUCCCCAUUCUGAUUUUGCUGAAAACCACUAAUCAAUAUGAGCUCUCCAAUAAAGUUUAUUUGCACAUUGUCAGUAAACUAACUUGUAUUAAUUAGUAUGAGUGGUGGUUUUUGAAAUGUUGCACAUUGCAUUUUGGUGUGAUCCUUAGACAGUUAAAGGGUAUAGAGAAUCCAGAAAUGGUAUAGAGAAUCCAGAAAUUGAAUUGUACUAGUACCUGUAUGAAUAUGCUAAUCAUGAAUAGGAUAUUUUAUUUGUGAGUGCUUCAGGAUACUGAAAUAAAGCAGUCUUCUGAGUUUGAAGUUGAGUCAAAAAUAAAAUUGUUUAUGAAUAAUCAGAAUUCCUUUUUCACACUGAAGAAUCACUAGGACAGUGAAUUUUACUUCUUACACAUUCAUUAUUCUAGAUUUUGCAGGGAUUGCAAAAUGGAGAAUCAUAUUUUACUUGUGGAUAUCUUGCUCUUAUCUGUUGGUAUUAUAUAUGAUAUAAUUUCUGUUCAAAUUGAAAUAUAUUGAAUACAAUAGAUGUUAGUCCAUAAAAUUUUUACAGAAGCUAUAUGGAAUCAAGCUUUAUUCAAUUAGUCAAUCAAAUAGAGCUAUUACAUUAGUGCUCAUAUUAAGAUUAUUUUAGUUGACUUUUACACUAUAACAAAUAUGACUGAGAGGUUAAAAGGGAACUUAUAAGAAUUCUGUAUCCCUACUUAAGAGUAAAAUUAUGAAAUUCUUUUCUUUUACCUAGAGAAAAAAUUAAGAUAUGAAGUUGCAAAGACUCUCAUGUAAAGUAUUCUUUUUAAAGUUAUCUAUUAAAUCACAUUAGUAUUGCUCCUUAGUAUUGGUCAUAACUUCAUGAUCUUUUUAAAACAACCUUCUGCUUGGCACUUAAUCAACUACUAUAGGGAAGGGAAUUGUACUCAUUAAGUUCAGAACAUACAGUAAAUAGCAUGUUUGGAGGUAUACAGGAUUUUAAUUGGCAAUGAGAUACUGUACUUACAGGUUUGUAUGAAAGUUAGGCUGAGUUUAUCUUAAGGGAUUUUUUUUUUUCUGGAUUUGGAAAGCACCAUCAAAAUUUUGAUAAACGAAUACAUAGGAACUUAAGGUUUCCUUAUCUUAUGUCGUGAGCAGGGAGUUCUUUGGACAUGCCAUGCUAGGUGAAUUCAGUACAUUUGCAUAAUGCCCAGGCUAGAUUGUGGAACUAAUAUAAUGUUCAAUGAUUUACUCAUACUUUCAUUACUGAAGUAAAAGUCAAAACACAGUUUGUAGUGGAGAAGGUAAUACUCUGUUUCCCCUAAAAUAAGACAUCUCCUGAUAAUAAGCCCAAUCGGGCUUUUGAGCGCAUGGGUUAAAAUAAGCCCUCCCUUGAAAAUAAGCCCUCCCCAAAAAUAUUUAAACGCAUGUGCAGCCGGUCCCUGCCAUUUCCUCUGGUUAGGGUUUGGGAGACAGAGCUGGAAAUCAGGUAAGAUGGCAAGAGGAACCCCGUCUUGCUCCACGUGCCCCAAAAUAAUAAGAUCUUCCCAAAAAUAAGGCCAAGCACUUUUUUCGGGAUUCAAAAAAAUAUAAGACAGGGUCUUAUUUUUGGGGAAACACUGAAACACAUUUCAGUGUUCAAAAGAAUCCUUUUACUGGUUUACUUGUAAAUGUCCUUUCACAUGUAAUAUAGAUGAUAGCAAUGAAAUUAAUUUUAAUAUGUAAGUUCAUGUGAAUCUAUUCAUGUCUACAUGGAAAGUACCCGGAAAUAAGUGAAUUUAAUCAAAAUGGAUUUAGGUUAUGCCAAAAUAAUUGCUGAUUGUCUAAAAGGUUUCAUUAAUGUCUGGGUUCCUUAUGUUUAAUACACAAAAUGCACUAUAAUCCAUAUAAAUUCAGAAUGUGUGUGUCUGAGUGGUGGGAUUCUAAGGCCAUCAGGAAUUUUUAAAAUGCACUACUUUUUAAUAAUAACUGAUUUGCCCUUGCCCAUAGAUCUUGGUUGAAUCUGUUUACUAGAAAGUUCAAGAAUACCUUCUAAGUCUCCAAAACCUUUUCUUUAUACAUGCCUCUUUUGUAUUUAAUGUUAUUAAAAUGUAUCCUUUCACAUAUAUAAAGAUGUCACAAUUUUAAUUGAUAGAAUAGUUUAUAGCAAGCCAAAAUUAAAUCCUGUACUUGAUUAUUUGAUGAAACUAUCAAGCUAGCAUGUUUGUGUAGGAAGAGAGGGCUAAGAAGAAAAGAGACUGUUUUGUAAAAUCUGAGGAGAUGUGUAUUUCUCUGUGAUAUGUAUGUAUUUAUCCUUAUGACAGAUGUGUGAAGCAAAUUUAAUUUUUAAAGAGCUGGUCUCAGUCAUAUUAUUAAGUCAUGUUUUCUCUCAGUUAUUGUAUGUUUCAGUUCUGUACACUUAUUUCCCAUCCUUUUUUACUAUAAAUUCCUUUAAAGUCUCUCGGAUUUUACAGACUUGGAAAUUAGAACAAAAUAUUUUAAUUUUUUUAAAGAGUACAUGAAAAAAUUAAAUAUUUGGUUAUGACUUUGUAUUCUUGAAUUUACAAGCUUCUAAAUUGAGAAAGCGUGUAGUGUGGUCUAAAUGUGAAAUAAAUUCACAGUAUAGCAUGGAAUAGAAAGAUAGGCUGUCAGUCAACCGAAGACUGAAAACAUGCAGAGAAAUAAAUGCUUAUUAUAGUUAACAUUGUGUCCAUGUGUUAUAUUUGUUUUUACAAAUAAUCUUUAAAGCUUAUCACCUGUGCGAGAAAGGGAAUUCUUAAUUGGUAGGUUAGUUGAAUUAAUAUAAUAGCUUAAUCUUUUUUUAGGUUUUUUAAAAAUACGUUCUUUAAAACCUGUACACCUAUAUCUUCUGCUCUAUUGAAAUCCUGUUAACUUCGGUCACUAUAAAACAAAACCAUGCUCUUUUUAAUUGUAAAUAGGGUGUUUUUCUAUCAUAUGGAUUUGUGUGUGCUGUGAAUGAAAACUAUUAUUGCAAGAUAAAAUGUAUAAGGUGUUAAGAGGCUGUCCAUGCAUGAUUUUCCAAAUAACAUAUACUGAACACUGCAGUUGCCAACCCAAUAAACUAAGAAAAUGUAA
Molecule: messenger RNA, 6301 nt
Organism: Pantherophis guttatus
Lineage: Eukaryota; Metazoa; Chordata; Lepidosauria; Squamata; Colubridae
Gene: TAB3
Product: TGF-beta activated kinase 1 (MAP3K7) binding protein 3
Biological process (GO): positive regulation of canonical NF-kappaB signal transduction
Cellular component (GO): extracellular exosome
Molecular function (GO): ubiquitin binding
Source: RefSeq, a predicted model, not a curated record